CAAGCGGACGACAUUUUGCUGCUGUCCACGUCGCCAGAGGGCCUACAAUCCAAGCUCGACUCCCUAGCAUCCUGGUGCUUGCGCAAUGGGCUCGCGGUCAACGUAUCAAAGAGCUUCUUACUCGCGUUCGGACCUCUGCCACUUGCCCUGCCUCGAAUCACCCUCUAUGGCGAACGACUGCAGCUGACGGACUGUACCGCCUACGUGGGCGUGUUGCUGGCGACGUCGAAGCGCAACGUCUAUGCAAAUCAUCGCGUAUCGCAAGCGAAGAAGGUGCGCGCGGUGGCUAACUCUACUCUAGGAGUGGAGGGGCUCAUUGGUCCCAUACCCCCCUUCUUCGCACGGAAGCUUUACAACGCGCGCAUACAUCCCCAUCUCAUAUCUGCAUGCGUGGUCGACCUCGACGUCAACACCGCAGACCUGCGCGAGCUCGAGGACGUACAGAACACCUUCGCGCGCCGCAUGUCGCGACUGCCCGCCCACACCCAAAUACUUCCGGUGCUGAUGGACCUUGGGCUACGUCCGCUUCGAUACGCCCGUAUGCUGGCUGUCCUGGUGCUACUAGAGGGACUUGUGACCACCGCGCCUGUGGUGCCCAGAGCUGCUCUCGCUUGCUCCGUCGCUCUCGCUCGACGCGGUCAGCGCUCGUGGGCCGGCGAUCUCCACCAUGCCCUCAAGGCACUCCCGGUCCCAGUACAGUGGGACUACCGAGCAACACCUACCGUCGACCGGGUGCGCGACGCGCGAAAGCGUGUUCUCGAGUCGCUACUCCAGUGUGCACAGGCUUGCAUCUCCGGGUCGACAAAGCUUGCCCUCUGGAAGUGGGGUGUCAUGCCAGCCAUUGCUCGGAGGCCGACGCUUGAUGACCUCUUCAAGCUCCGCCCGUACACUGCGAUAGCCCGCAUCUCACAUCGCCGGAACGUCGCCCGCUUGCUCGCA
This is a messenger RNA of Trametes versicolor FP-101664 SS1, 939 nucleotides long. RefSeq lists its product as uncharacterized. The record is from RefSeq and is a predicted model, not a curated record. NCBI's taxonomy places the organism in Eukaryota, Fungi, Basidiomycota, Agaricomycetes, Polyporales, Polyporaceae. The annotation marks the transcript as partial. The transcript has a single exon.